AUGUUCUGUUACGUGAAUCUAUUCCUCGUUUUAUUCGUGGUGGAAUCGCAAGACUUGAUUAUUCCUACAGAUGAAAGUACGGUAACUUUUCUGUUUUCAUUUAAAUGUUUUGAUUUUGCGUUUUACAGAUAAAUGUUUUUUAGCUACUUUGGGUGAGCUCAUAACUUUAACUACUGCCCCAUUUGAUGAGGAUACGACAUUAGGAGAGUUGAUAACGCUGACAACGGCACCAUCAGAUGAACAGACGACGUUAGGAGAGCUGAUAACAUUAACUACAGAAGCUACGACAACACAAGGCGAGUUGAUUACUCUUACUACGGAAGCUACUGAAGGGACUACUCAAGAGGAAAUUACGGUGGAAGAAACAACUGAAGUUACAACGACUGUAGAAACGACCGAAGCCACUACUUCUGCUCCUUGUUGUCCUUCUGGCGGAGUUUGGGGAGAUUGGAGACCAUCAUCAAGUUCAACAUGUUCAGAUACUUGUGGAGGGUACGGGACUCAACAGAUGGAACGCACUUGUUUGUCGCUUCAGAUAUCUGAAAGUUGUACUUGUGAAGGCAACUCUACUUCUACUGCACCUUGUAAUCUCCAGCCAUGUCCGUUUGGCAGAGCUUCAUGUGCUACUGGACUGUCAGUGGGAACAUUGAACGGAAGCUUCGCUUGUUUAAAUGCUACUACUACUAAUAACUCGACAUUGUCUUGUUGUCCAUCAAUUGACUUGUUUGACGAAUGGACGGUAUGGACUAGUUGUACGAGUACUUGUGGUAACUGUAGUAAUAGUACGAGGACGAGAAUUUGUGUGCAGAGAAGUCAAGGAUGUUCUUGUCAAUCGUGGGUUUUUAGUGUUAUAUUAUUGUUGUGAAAUACGUCUUUUCGUCGUGAAAAGAGUUGUUUUUAGUGGUAUUCUGUCUAGAGGCGAUCUUUCUUGUGCAAGAGUAAAGAAUGUAAUGUAACGUAUGUUCUAGAAGCGACGAAAAGGAAACGGCAUCUUGCGGGAACGCGGUCUGCAAGUACCCGACCAGGUCAUGUUGUUCAGGGAGCUCGGUCAAGCCCUUGAACGGAUCCUUCGUUUGUGCUUCUUGA
Messenger RNA from Bursaphelenchus okinawaensis, 1086 nucleotides. The record is from the annotation of a GenBank genome assembly. NCBI's taxonomy places the organism in Eukaryota, Metazoa, Nematoda, Chromadorea, Rhabditida, Aphelenchoididae.